Messenger RNA from Lactuca virosa, 1317 nucleotides. The record is from the annotation of a GenBank genome assembly. Lineage: Eukaryota; Viridiplantae; Streptophyta; Magnoliopsida; Asterales; Asteraceae.
CACAAAAUCCCUUCAUUUCUCCUUAGAUAUUUUCUCUCUCCACCACUUGUCCCUUCGCCGUCGGUGGCACCACCUCACCUCACCUCACCUCCAUGGAUUCCCAAACCUGCCACCUCACCAUCUCCACCUCCACCGCCGCCGCCGUCGCCCACACCCUUCUUCUCCUCAUCCAAGAUGAUCCCACCAACCCCUGUUCCAAAAUUGAAGCCGCUAACGAGAUCCGGCGACUCACCAAGACUUCUCAGCGGUGUCGCCGACAAUUCUCCGCCGCAAUUAAACCCCUUGUGUCGAUGCUCCGUUCUCAGUCACCGGAAGCCAACGAAGCUGCCUUGCUCGCUCUUCUUAACCUCGCUGUUAAGGACGAAACCAACAAGAUUACAAUUGUGGAAGCUGGUGCCUUGGAACCAAUCGUAGGUUUUCUUCAAUCCGACAAUUCAACCAUGCAAGAACAUGCAACGGCGGCGUUAGUCACUUUAUCAGCAUCUCCGGUGAAGAAGUCCGCCGUGGGAGCAUCUGGGGUCAUCCCACUUCUCUUAAAAAUCAUAAACCACGGCUCCCCACAAGCCAAAAUGGACGCCAUUGUAGCUCUCUCCAAUCUCUCAACAGAACCCGAUAAUCUCUCAUUAAUUCUCCAAUCUCACCCGAUUCCCACAUUAACAAACAUCCUCAAAACCUGUAAAAAAACCUCAAAAAUCUCCGAAAGAUGCAUUUCGCUUCUAGAAACUUUAGUCGAUUACGAAGAGGGAAGAGUUUCGCUGACGUCAGAAGACGGUGGAAUACUUGCGGUGGUUGAAGUUCUCGAAAGUGGGACCCAUCAGAGCCGGGAACACGCAGUGGGAACACUUUUAACUAUGUGUCAAAUCGAUCGAGGUAAAUACAGAGAACCGAUACUUAAAGAAGGUGUAAUCCCUGGACUUUUGGAGCUUACAGUUCAAGGAACUCCGAAGUCACGAACAAAAGCGCACACCCUCCUCCGGUUGCUCCGGGAAUCGCCGUACCGGAGAACGGAACUCGAGGCUGACACACUUGAGGAUAUAUUAAGUAAUAUAAUAUCGCAAAUCGAUGGAGAUGAACAAUCUGGGAAUGCGAAGAAGAUGCUUGCAGAAAUGGUGCAAGUUAGUAUGGAGCAAAGUUUGAGACAUUUGCAAGAAAGGGCUUUCGUUUGUACUCCAUGUGAUCUUCCGAUUUGUGCUUCGGAAGUUUCUUUGAAGUAAGUUAUGCCGGUUUUCAUGGCUUUUUCCGAUGGUGUUCGGGUUUUCCGAUGAUAAAAAUAUACCAAAGUUGGUAAAGCCAGUCCAGGCCUUGUGGAGUUGUGGU